AUGCUGUCGCCCACACAUGAGGAAGAAAUUACUUCCCUAGUAGCGAAGACUGUCAGGUCUUACAAGGAGUUGCCCCUUCGCCUAUAUCAGAUCACUCGCAAGUUUCGUGACGAGUUACGGCCACGGCAUGGCCUUCUUAGAUCCCGCGAGUUUACCAUGAAGGACCUAUAUACUUUUGACGUCUCAUCUGAAGCGGCGUUGGAGACGUAUCACAAAGUCCAAGCUGCUUAUAAGGGUGUUUUUGAGGCCUUGAAGCUGCCAGUGAUGGUGGCCAAGGCCAGCUCUGGCGAUAUGGGAGGCGAUCUCAGCCACGAAUACCAUCUGCCGGCCCUUGUUGGGGAGGACACCGUCAUUAUCUGUGGUUCUUGCGAUUAUGCUGCUAAUACAGAGGUGGCGGAAACUCGUAGGGACGUCACGAAGCUGAAUGGUCACCCCCCGGUCGAAAACACCCAAGUGUCCGCUGUGAGAGUAUGGCGAGGGAUCAGCAAGGACCGCUCGACUCUGGUCAACGUGUGGUACCCGGCACAAAUUCCAGGGGAGACGAGAAUGGAGGAAACAAAAGACGUUGAUGUGAGCAUACCUGCUGUGAAAUCCAUUAUUCCCGGCUUGGACGCAAGCGUCGAUGACGCCCUGCAUCUCUGGCCCCGUGCUGUCGAAUGUCAGCAUACAACUGGGCAAGUUGCCGCAAAGUCGCCGAGGCUAGUAAACCUGAUCGACUUCAGACUGGCGGCACAGGCUGAGGAGUUGCUACUUCAAGAGGCAAAGUUGUGGCCUUUACCACAAUGGGAGACGGCAAAGUCAAAGUUGGAUGCUAUCACGGUCAUGGAGGACCGGAGCGGUCAGGGGCUGAAUCUCCUGGCGGUUCGUGCAGGGGACAGGUGUCCAAGCUGCGAGAGCGGCAUUCUGAGAGUACAGAAGGCCCUGGAAGUUGGGCACACGUUCCAUCUAGGGACAAGAUACUCGCAGCCACUCGGGGCGACGAUUUCCGUGCCGAUGGGCGCAGCGGCCACAAAAGGGACAAGUCAACCCUUGGCUACCGAAAAGACGGUCCCGAUGCAGAUGGGGUGUCACGGGAUUGGAGUGUCUCGUCUUAUCGGUGCCAUGGUUGAGCAUUUGGCAGACGAAAGGGGGCUACAGUGGCCGAGGGUUGUCGCUCCCUACGAGGUCGUUGUGAUAUCAUCAACAGACUUAGCCGAGGAGGCUGGAAAUGUCUAUGACGAACUAACGAUGCCUAGAACCGGGAUGUUGGAACCAGAGGCAGUAUGGGAUGACCGCGCCUUAUCCUUGUCAUGGAAGCUCAAGGAUGCAGAUUUAGUAGGAUACCCCGUGGCAGUGGUCCUCGGUAAAGCGUGGAAGCAGAAUGAGGGCUGCGAAGUGCAGUGUAGGAGACUGGGCAUCAAAGAAACGGUGCCGCUGUCAGGGGUCCGUCGACGGGUAUCAGAGUUGUUGGAGAAGCUGUAA
Colletotrichum gloeosporioides is the source of this 1461-nucleotide messenger RNA. RefSeq names its product Proline--tRNA ligase. Gene Ontology annotation, cellular component: mitochondrion. Gene Ontology annotation, biological process: prolyl-tRNA aminoacylation. Bases 1 to 1461 code for a protein of 486 amino acids. NCBI's taxonomy places the organism in Eukaryota, Fungi, Ascomycota, Sordariomycetes, Glomerellales, Glomerellaceae. The transcript is spliced from 2 exons. The record is from RefSeq and is a predicted model, not a curated record. Gene Ontology annotation, molecular function: proline-tRNA ligase activity; ATP binding.